AUGCCAUCAACAGAUGAAAACUUUAUCAAGCUGUGCUACUGGUGUAGACUGGGGGAUGUAGACAACGUUGAUAGAUUAAUUUCAAAAGGUGUGAAUCUAAAUGAUAUUGAUGAAUUUAACAACUCUCCGCUAUUCCUUGCUAGCUUGUGUGGUCACGAAGAACUGGUCAAAUUACUUUUGAAUCGAGGUGCUAUCUGCGAUAGAGAUCGACACGAAGGUGCUCGGUGCAUUUACGGAGCCCUUACUGACUCGAUCAGAAACAUUUUACUGAAAUAUAGCAUUUCCAAGGCAGUCGACUUGAAGCAACCAUUUGCGUCACAUUUGUCCUCCCAGCUGACAAACUCAGGCCUUAAAAGUCAUGAUUUGGUUUUACAUUUUUCUGACGGCAAGUGCAUUCAACUCCACAGAUUUCUACUGGCCGCUAGAAGUGAGUACUUUGCUGCUAAACUUCACGGGGCUUGGGCAGAGUGCAGCAAUAUUAUAAUGCCAAACGAUAUGUCCUCGCAGGCUUUUGGAAUCAUUGCCAAGUUUAUCUACCUGGUGCCAGUCUUGCAUAGCAUUACUGAUGAAGACAGCGUCUCGCUAAAACGAAUUUGCGAAGAGGCAGAGUUAACUAGUCUUGCAGAUUAUUUGCGUGACACAGCUGGCAUUUCGGAUCAGAUUUCCAAAUCAACAAUAUUAACUAGCUAUCAGUACCGUCUCACUGAGGAAGCAAGACAACAUAUGGCAAUGAUAACGAAAGAUAUCAUCAACCUCAAAAGACCAGCAAAUUUCGUAGAAGGUAUUCCUACGCGUAUUUUACACGACAUGAAAUCAUGUUCUAUUAUACCAGACAUAUUUCUUUUAGUGAAACCCUAUGACGAUCCUGAUCGUGGAUAUAUCUACCCUUGCCACAGGUCAAUCCUCGUUAGGUCAGAUUACUUUAGGGUCAUGUUUUCGUCACAAUUUGGGGAGGCCUCAUCCUAUCGGCACACGCCCGAAGGCAUAAUCGAUAGAUCGUAUGAUCUUCCCAUUGUCUCUCUACCGACCUCUAGCAUUGAAGUUGCUAAUCUGAUCUUGUCGUAUCUUUAUUUUGACGAGACAGAGGUCCCUUGGAAGCUAGCAUUUGAUGUUCUCGCCACUGCCGAUGCCCUGUUGAUUGAACGGCUCAAAACAAUGGCAGCAGUUGCCAUAACGCAGGAGCCAACAUUUUUUGAUCUCUAUUCGGUCUUUGACGUGCUUACUGUCGCUUGGCAGUUCAGAGUCAGACGCUUAGAGCUCUAUGCCGCAAAAGUCAUAGCAAAUAAUAUCGAUCGCUAUGCACAUCAAUCGGAAUUCAGAGAAGCUAUUCUACAGAGCUGCAGCAGACUGAAAGAUAGAGAAGAAACUGACACAAUUGAGCUGAUAGAUGAUAUAAGAUUUUACAUCCAAGAUAAUUACAAAGUUGACCAAGAUGAGUUGGACGACUUAGAUUGGAAUAAGAGGGACGGGGGAAAGUCUGAACCGCGAAGAGAAUUGAUUUCGUACUUCGAAGACCAUCAGAAACUAGAGAAUUUAUUAAACGAGAUGGGAUUAAAUGCUUAA
This is a messenger RNA of Lachancea nothofagi CBS 11611, 1563 nucleotides long. NCBI's taxonomy places the organism in Eukaryota, Fungi, Ascomycota, Saccharomycetes, Saccharomycetales, Saccharomycetaceae. The record is from the annotation of a GenBank genome assembly.